AUGGACAAUGACUUCCGCCAAAUCUCAGUAUUACCGCAAUUGGCUAAAGUCUUAGAAAGCAUCCAACUUAAAUUAAACAGAGGGGACCUUAAGAUCAAAGAUAAUCAACAUGCACUUACACACGGUAGAUCAACUGUAUCUGCACUGGCGAGCAUCACACAAAAUUGGUUCAACAAGACUGAAAACUCACGUGAUGGAAGAAUGGGUGUCCACGCCCUAUUUAUCGACUUUUGCAAAGCAUUUGAUCUGGUGGACCACGGAUUCCUUUUAAGGAAGCUCGCCAAAAUGAACGUGUCGAAAAGCUUCUGGCUAUGGACAAGGAGCUUUCUAGAAGGGAGGAGUCAGCAAGUAAAAUUACGAGGUGCUCUGUCAUCUAUAAGGCCUUGCCUUACCGGAGUCCCCCAGGGAUCUGUUAUAUCACCAACAUUGUUUAAUGUUCAUGUGGAUGACCUCGAAGACUGCAUUCCCAGUUAUCUGGACAUCAACACGCACAAAUACGCAGAUGACUGCACUCAAGAUGAAGUGAUUCCAUAUGGUUCUACUAGCAACAUGCAAGAGGUGCUUGAUACAAUAAACGACUGGGCACUCAGAAACAAGAUGAAACUUAACGCGAAAAAGACGAAAGACAUGUGGGUCUGCUUUAAAGCUGCAAUUCCGGAACCACCAUCACUUAAGAUUGGCGAUAAUACGAUUGAAAGAGUAAACACGUUCAAGCUGUUAGGUCUUUGGAUUAAUGAUACCCUUAAAUGGAACACCCAUAUUGAAGAAAUUACAAAGAAAGCAAACAAACGCUUAUUCUACCUACGGGAAUGUCGUCGAGCAAAUCUACCAACCAAAGUGGGUUUAACGUGCUAUAAAACCAAAUUAAGACCGGUUCUAGAAUAUGCGGCCCCAAUAUGGGGUGGUCUGCCACAAUACCUUACAGACGAACUGGAGAGUAUCCAGGCUAGAAGCCUGAAAAUUAUUGGGCUACCUUCUGAUUCUCUUCAGUCUCUAGAGCAACGUCGGGAUAAUCUUGCCAUUCGUGAAUACAAGAAAAUCAUUAAUGAUGAAACGCAUCCAUGCAUGCAGGAAAUAUACCUGACAUAG
This is a messenger RNA of Paramuricea clavata, 1089 nucleotides long. The record is from the annotation of a GenBank genome assembly. Lineage: Eukaryota; Metazoa; Cnidaria; Anthozoa; Malacalcyonacea; Plexauridae.